Molecule: messenger RNA, 729 nt
Organism: Rhodamnia argentea
Lineage: Eukaryota; Viridiplantae; Streptophyta; Magnoliopsida; Myrtales; Myrtaceae
Exons: 2
Coding region: 1-729 (242 amino acids)
Molecular function (GO): nucleic acid binding
Source: RefSeq, a predicted model, not a curated record
AUGGCCGAUUUGUUGAUUGAUUCGGCUUCCAGUAAUGAGAUUAUGUCUCUUAUGGACGGACAUUCUGGGUACAACCGGAUCUUCAUAGCAGCUGAAGAUGUCCACAAAACAGCUUUCGGGUGUCCUGGGGCUAUCGGUACUUUUGAAUGGAUCGUCAUGCCAUUUGGACUAAAGAAUGCUGGCACCACUUAUCAAAGGGCAAUAAACUUUAUUUUCCAUGAUAUGAUUGGAAAGUUCGUGGAGGUCUACAUUGACGACGUCAUCCUUAAGACGGACCAAGCGGAAGCCUCCAAUAAGAUAAUCAUCGGACUAAUAAAGCAGCAUUUAGAGGAUAACCCAAGGGAGUGGGAUUCACUACUGUCGAUAGUGUUAUGGGUUUAUCGAACAUCUAAGAGAUCCAGCACUAGAGGAAGCCCUUAUAUGUUGACAUAUGGACGGGAGGCUGUGUUGCCUCUGGAAAUUAUCGUGCGAUCAUUAAGAGUAAAACUCCAAAGAAAUAUGGCGAAAGAGCGAUACGAUGAGAUGAUGUACGCCAAUAUUGAUGAGCUGGGAGAUAAUCGAACUACGGCCCUGGAAAAGCUGAUGAUUCAUAAGCAAAGAGUAGCCAAAGCAUAUAACAAGCAUGUGAAGAUUAAGCGUUUCAAGGUGGGAGACUUAGUCCGGAAGACUAUUUUGCCUGCAAGUCUUGACAACGAAAAAUUUGGCAAGUGGUCACCAAAGUGGGAAUGA